AGAGAGAGAGAUCCCCUGCACCCGCAGCAUCCCAAGCAUCACUUCAUUACUCUCCAUCAUUCAUCGCCAGCUUCCUCCUUUCUUCCUUCCUCGCAUAGAAAACCCAAGCAGCGCUGGUCCCCUCCCCAGCUCUUCUUGAGCUGCUUGAUCGACCAGUCAGUGCCUGGCCUCUCGCACGGAGGAAGCUGCCACAUCCAUCCAUGGAGGCCGAGGACGACCAGCCUGCCGCCGGGUACCGGCACGGGCCGCCGUGGGUGUUCAAGGGCAGCGCAUUGUACCAGCUGCAUUUGGUGAAGGCGGCCACGGCGCGGGCGUUCGUGCCCAAGGAGCUGCGCCUGGUGGAGGCCUUCGGCUACACGCUCGGCGGCAUGUUCCUGGCGCGCUACCACGACAGCCCCGCCGGCCAGUUCGACGAGCUGGUGGUGAUCGCCGGCAUUGUGUGGAAUCCGCCGACUUCCUGCGCGUGGGCUGCCCGGGUGCUAGUAAACAGCGCUGAAGCCUGCCGGCAUGGACGCAAGGAAGUAGGGCUUCCAAGCCAUGUCGCGGCAUUCUCACAGACCGAAGAUUCUACGCUCAGAAAUAAACCAAACAACUUCCUCAACAUUCUCGGAAUGGGUUCAGGCUUCUCCAAGCAAGAGAAUUACCGGCGCAUUGAGAUCAAGGAGGCCUCGGGCUCAUCAUCAAGGCAUUUGUGCAACAUCAGUCUGCCUCUCAACGAAGGGUCAAGAGGAUCACAUAAACGCAGCAAGUGGAUGGGUCCGGCAAUCAAAAUGUCCCUCCCAAGCUUCAGCGGCCAGACAGAGGACCAUCCUGAGCUUCUCAAGUACUCCUGCAAAGUAGAGUGCAGGGUGCGGCCGGUGAGUCCAGCUAAGAUCUGGAGCCCUAAAACCGCUGAACCACAGGAGUGUUCUGACGGCAUGAACAGCAGCACCGGAUCAUCGGAUUCAGACGCGCAAAAACAAAGCCUCCUGGUCUUGCUAUCCAGGCCCAUCUUGGCUCUGGAGUUCAGCUCCCUGCGGAUGCACGUCGAUGCGCCGAAAAUUGUCGCUCCGCACCCCAAGAAGAAGGAAGUCAGAUACUCCAGUACCUGAAUCUCAUGCCACACCAUGGUUCAGAAGACACCAGCUCUGGCCAGUAGACUUGGGCAGCAUUCAUCUGUUGUUCUUUCAUUUGUUCAUAGGUUGCAAGUAAGACUGUGCAGCUGGAUACUGUGAAGCCUGCUUGCUGAAUUCAUACAUAGUUUGGCAUAGAUUGGUUUAUAUGAGAAACAGCAACAGGGGAUACUUUUAUCAGAACAUUUGCAGUUACUAGUAGUAAUACAAAAUAUGGGCGAAUUAGCAGAUAAGAUAUACACGAAAAGCAAUUGUUCCAGAAUUA
Molecule: messenger RNA, 1377 nt
Organism: Triticum dicoccoides
Lineage: Eukaryota; Viridiplantae; Streptophyta; Magnoliopsida; Poales; Poaceae
Product: protein NEOXANTHIN-DEFICIENT 1-like
Exons: 9
Coding region: 201-1091 (296 amino acids)
Source: RefSeq, a predicted model, not a curated record